This is a messenger RNA of Besnoitia besnoiti, 1242 nucleotides long. RefSeq lists its product as uncharacterized. The coding region runs from base 1 to 1242 and encodes 413 amino acids. NCBI's taxonomy places the organism in Eukaryota, Apicomplexa, Conoidasida, Eucoccidiorida, Sarcocystidae. The transcript has a single exon. The record is from RefSeq and is a predicted model, not a curated record.
AUGCACGGACCCCCGCCAACGCCGACAGAUGGAGACCCGAAGCGCAUUCCCGUCACUGAUCCGGGGAAGCCCACCCAGCCAAGGUGGACUAGUUUUGGUCUAAAUGCAUCCCUUGCGAAAGUACGUCAGAUGCAGUUUCGCUUAAACGAACCGAGUCUCUGGCAGAAAGAAGCCUCGGAGCGCAUCGAGAAAGCGAUGGAAAAAGAAGCACGACGGUUAAGUGUGAUGUCGGUCAUGUAUUCGAGACUCGCUGCCGGCCGCGGUGAACAAAAAAUAACGAAGAAUAAACUUGACAGGGCCGCUUCCGCUUGGUGGCCAAGCAACCAAACUCAGAUGAAGUAUGAACGGCAGGCAGAGGACAAGUUGGGUAAGAGGGACUUCAGUGCUAUAGUAGCUGGCAACCUGCUAGUCAGUCCACUGCUGCGCCAUUACAACGAAUGGCUCGUCGUCACGGAAGUAGAGGCAACCAGGGAACUGGCGGAGAUUCUGACGGCGGAGAUGGAAAUGGAGCAGAAAGGGUUCGACCACGGUGACGCACAAGAACGUCCUCGAUAUCGGCUCGAUGAGCUGGCUGGUCAACCGGCAACAUGGAACGAUGGACCCUCACCGCGACUUCUCCGUUGGCUUGGGAGCAAGCACCUGCUGGAGAGCCAGGAACCUCUAGCGAGGCCGAAGAGACGGCGUGUUACACGUGCUAGAUUAUUUUCAUCUCCAGCAUUGGGAGCGCGAGUGCUCGAUACAAUUAACGAAGAAGACAGCUCACCAGAGAGUCAGAUGCAGCAGGGUGGACCGCUGGUUCCCGCAGAGAACCAAAAUGCUCAGAGGCAGACCGCUUUAGAAACAGAUCUAGCGGCAGUGGCACUGGAUUUUGUGUGGCAAGGAUUCUCUGCAAAGGACAAAAUUGUUUUACGAAAGCUGGUCCCUCAGGUUGACCGUGCGCUUGAGAACUUAAUACGCAAAUGCUGGCGUCUAGGCCCCGUGACAUCGAGGAAAGCAGUGAAACAGGAGAUGCUGCAGAAGUUGGGGGAGAAGGUCUUCGCGAAGAAACUGGCGGAGAGAGCGAAGAAUUGGCAAACAUCCAGGAGGACUAGGACCGUCAAAAACAAAGGACCUGAAUCUGUUCAUAGGCUGCCCACCAAGCAGUGGGAGGAUAUUCUCAAACAUAAGUUUGACAGGCGACUGUGCAGCACGCAAAACGAGGAAGAGGAUAAUGCUGCACGUGACAUGGAAAAAACUACGUAA